This is a messenger RNA of Eurypyga helias (sunbittern), 3139 nucleotides long. It is a transcript of the gene BAZ1B, whose product is annotated as bromodomain adjacent to zinc finger domain, 1B. The transcript is spliced from 12 exons. The record is from RefSeq and is a predicted model, not a curated record. Gene Ontology annotation, molecular function: histone H2AXY142 kinase activity. Gene Ontology annotation, biological process: chromatin remodeling. The annotation marks the transcript as partial. NCBI's taxonomy places the organism in Eukaryota, Metazoa, Chordata, Aves, Eurypygiformes, Eurypygidae. Gene Ontology annotation, cellular component: WICH complex.
AGAGUAUGAAGCGCGUUUAGAGAGAUACAGCGAACGGAUAUGGACGUGCAAAAGCACCGGAAGCAGCCAGCUGACGCACAAAGAGGCUUGGGAGGAGGAGCAGGAAGUUGCUGAGCUCUUGAAGGAGGAGUUCCCCGUCUGGUAUGAGAAACUGGUACUGGAAAUAGUCCACCACAACACUGUGUCUUUGGAAAAGUUGGUGGAUGCAGCUUGGCUGGAGAUCAUGACCAAAUUUUCAGUGGGAGAAGAAUGUGACUUUGAGGUUGGUAAAGAGAAAAUGUUGCCUGUGAAAGUUGUGAAAAUACACCCUCUGGAGAAAGUUGAUGAAGAGGCCUCGGAAAAGAAAUCUGAUGGAGCCUGUGAUUCCCCAUCCAGUGACAAGGAGAACUCCAGCCAGGCAGCCCAGGACAACCAGAAAGAAGCUGUCCUGAAAGAGGAGGACAACAGGAGGGACAGUAUCAACGAUCGAGCACGUAGGUCUCCUCGGAAGCUUCCCACUUCUUUGAAGAAGGAAGAAAGGAAGUGGGUUCCACCUAAAUUCCUGCCACAUAAAUAUGAUGUCAAGCUGAAAAAUGAAGAUAAGAUCAUCAGCAACGUACCAGCAGAUAGCUUGGUCCGUACAGAGCGCCCUCCCAACAAGGAGAUCCUGCGGUACUUCAUCCGUCAUAAUGCGCUACGGGCCGGCACGUGUGAGAAUGCCCCGUGGGUAGUGGAGGAUGAGCUAGUGAAGAAAUACUCUCUCCCCAGUAAAUUUAGUGACUUCUUGCUUGACCCACAUAAGUAUAUGACUCUCAACCCUUCAACCAAAAGGAAGAACUCUCAAUCCCCUGACAGAAAGCCCUCGAAGAAAUCCAAAGCUGAUGGAUCAUCCCUGGGUCAGCCGCUGAGCCCCACCCUGUGGUGCCAUGUGCAUUUGGAGAAAUCUAUUAUUGGCUCUCCACUGAAGGUGAAAAACUCUAAGAAUUCCAAGUGUCCUAAAGAGGAGCUGGAAGAGGUGAUGAAAAUUGUGUCACCUGCUAAACUUGCUUCGAACUUUCACAUUCCAAAGAGGAGCCGACUGGGGAAAGGCGGCAACAAAUCCUUGGACAAAAAGCAAAGAGGCAAAAGGGUUCUGAAUGGACAGAAGUCAUCCGGGAAAUCAAAGUCUCCUAGGAAAGGCUUGAAGACCCCUAAGAUGAAAAUGAAACAGAUGACUCUACUGGAUAUGGCUAAAGGUACCACUAAGGUGUCCAGGGCUCCCAGGAAUUCUGGAGGCACCCCUCGGUCUUCCAGCAAACCCCAGAAACACCUGCCUCCUGCAGCACUCCAUCUCAUUGCCUAUUACAAAGAAAACAAAGACCGGGAAGACAAGAAGAGUGCUCUUUCCUGCAUCAUCUCCAAAACUGCCAGGUUACUCUCCAACGAGGAUCGUGCCCGGCUCCCUGAGGAUUUGCGAGGGUUAGUACAGAAACGCUACGAGCUUCUGGAGCACAGGAAGAAGUGGGCCAGCAUGACGGAGGAGCAGCGAAAGGAGUACAUGAAGAAGAAAAGGGAGAAGCUGAAAGAGAAACUGAAGGAGAGAGCAAAGGAGCGGAAAGAGAAGGAGAUGAAGGAGAAACUGGAAAAACAGAAAAGAUACGAGGACCAAGAUCUUAAAGGGAAGACCUUGCCUACUUUUAAACUGGUUGAUACUCCAGAAGGACUUCCAAAUACGCUCUUUGGGGAUGUCGCCAUGGUGGUGGAGUUCCUCAGCUGUUACUCAGGGUUAUUGAUGCCAGAUGCUCAGUAUCCCAUUACGGCAGUUUCCCUGAUGGAAGCGCUUUGCGCAGAAAGGGGAGGCUUCCUUUAUUUGAACCGAGUCCUGGUCAUUCUCUUGCAGACCCUGCUGCAGGAUGAGAUUGCUGAAGAUUACGCCGAGCUGGGAAUGAAGCUUUCGGAAAUACCGCUUACUCUGCAUUCUGCUUCGGAGUUGGUUCGCCUCUGCCUGCGCAAAUCAGACGUGCAGGAGGAAAGCGAGGUCUCGGAUAACGUGGAUGAAAGCAAGGAUUUGGCAGCUUUUGAGGACAAUGAGGUGCAGGAUGAGUUUUUGGAGAAACUAGAGACGUCAGAGUUCUUUGAGUUGACUCCGGAAGAGAAGUUGCGGAUACUUGCAGCGCUCUGCCACCGGAUCCUAAUGACGUACUCGGUGCAGGACCAUGUGGAGGCCGAGCAGCAGACCUCAGCUGAGCUGUGGAAGGAGCGCCUGGCUAUCCUGAAGGAAGAAAACGACAAGAAGAGGGCGGAGAAACAGAAGCGAAAAGAAAUGGUGGCCAAGAACAAGGAGAACGGGAAAGAUGAGAAUAUGAUGGGAAGAAAUGAGAAGAAAAAAUCUGAGAUGAUGAAAAUAGAGCACCGGGUAGAAAUAGAAGCUGAUAUGAUCAGUGCUGUGAAGAGCAGGCGCCUUCUUGCCAUCCAAGCCAAGAAAGAGAGGGAGCAACAAGAAAUCCAAAUGAGAGUGAGGAUGGAGAAAGAAGCAGAGGAAGAAAGAAUCCGGAAGCAUAAAGCUGCAGCUGAGAAAACUUUCCAGGAGGGAAUUGCCAGAGCGAAACUGGUGAUGCGCAGGACCCCAGUUGGCACGGAUCGUAAUCAUAACAGGUAUUGGCUGUUUUCAGAUGAGGUUCCUGGCUUGUUCAUUGAGAAAGGCUGGGUCCAUGACAGUAUAGACUACAGAUUCAUCCUUCCCCGUCAGAAAAAAGAAGAUUUAAAAAAGGACUACAGCCCAGGAGGUGCUGAAGAUAAACACUUAACUGGAGCUAGGGGCAGAGUGAACAAGCUUCACCGGUCUGUGCCUGCUGCAGACCUUCCCGCGGAGACCACGGCACCCAAGCAGGGACAGAACUUAUGGUUUCUCUGUGACAAUCAGAAGGAUUUGGAUGAGCUGCUGGAUUGCCUGCACCCACAAGGAGUAAGAGAGAGCCAGCUAAAGGAGCGUUUGGAUAAAAGGUAUCAGGACAUCACGCAUUCUAUCCAUUUGGCCCGGAAACAGAACCUGGGCCUCAAAUCCUGUGAUGGCCACCAGGAACUGCUGAACUACCUCCGAAGUGAUCUGAUUGAGGUUGCAACUCGGCUGCAAAAAGGAGGGCUGGGAUACGUUGAUGUGACACCGGACUAUGAAGCCAGA